Suhomyces tanzawaensis NRRL Y-17324 is the source of this 1247-nucleotide messenger RNA. RefSeq lists its product as uncharacterized. The record is from RefSeq and is a predicted model, not a curated record. Bases 361 to 1188 code for a protein of 275 amino acids. NCBI's taxonomy places the organism in Eukaryota, Fungi, Ascomycota, Pichiomycetes, Serinales, Debaryomycetaceae. The transcript has a single exon.
CAAAGGGUGGUUCCGAGAUAGAUUCUCUCAAUUGCCUAUAUGUAACUUUAUAUUGUUCAUUUACCAAUUUCUACACUCUAGCCCAGAGUCAACCAAACCUACCCUGUUGAAUUAUUAAUUCCAACUGGAUCUGCCAGCUAGCAUGCUAAUGGUCGUUCCCAGCUGCAAUUUCCUGGUGUCAAAGUACGGAUGUUUUACUAGUCUGGGCCAGUCCAAUAGAUCAUACCAUCACGUGCCAUGGUGGAACCCAUACUCCACCAGACCAACCCAGCCCAGCUGGGCCCCGCUUCGUCCCUGGGAAAGAGUUCACCUACUGCCCUCCUUCUUUUCUGCUUCUGAUUCUGCUCGUAGUACUCUAACAUGCAAGCUUCCUACAGAUUAGCCAUGCUCGGAUCUCAUCUCCAGACCCUGGCGGUGCCAACUCCGGAGUUUCCGAUGCUAUCAACAGAAGAAAGAAGCCUUUACGAUGGGAAAACUUACUAUGCUAGUCGUGGUACAGGUAGUGGCUGCUCUGUUCCAUUGAGCCUGCUCAAUGGCCUCAACCAGCGCAACUACUCCCACCUUCAAACCAUCUCCGCAGCCAUCACCAAGGUGCAACACUUGAGAGGAAUCCAGAGUACGUCGAGGGAGUAUUUGAACAACCCAGAAGGCAAGGUUCACAAGAUCACCAAGAUUGUUCGUGAAUUCUUUGGUGUCACAGUUGGAUAUGUGGUUGUAGAUGGCUUGCUGGUCCUCGAGAAAGAGUUCCACUCCUGGCUCCAGGAACCAGUAUACAUCUGCGAACUGCUAGACGAUAGGGAUGGGGAGGAGAGAGAAGGAGAAGUUGUGGGAUACGAAGAGAUUGCCUCGACUCUCGAUAAGGUCAAAUUUGCCCCUGUUGUGGUACUACAACACCCAUUCACUGAUGCAAAACUCCUCGUACAGAAUAUCAGACGGUUGAACACCUCGUGCUUGGUGUACGUACACUGCACUGACCAGCAUAACGGGACCAUCGAGUUCUCCGAUUGGAAUGUAGAUGGGUUAUUUUACUCGACUGAGUCGAAUUGGGCAGUGCUUAUCAGCAAGCUGCAACUCGACACCCAGAUCGACCUGGACCCUCAAUAUUUCACCGAGUUGGAAGAUUCUUUAAAGCGCAGGUUAGGGGACAGUUACGUGGACGCUGAAGUAGAAGAGCUAGUAGAGGUUUAGAGACACGGUAAAUAAAGCAUAUAGUAUGGACGAAACGAAUAAAUAUGAAUAGAUGAGGA